Styela clava is the source of this 2295-nucleotide messenger RNA. Its product is annotated as galactosylceramide sulfotransferase-like. Gene Ontology annotation, cellular component: membrane. Gene Ontology annotation, biological process: glycolipid biosynthetic process. Gene Ontology annotation, molecular function: galactosylceramide sulfotransferase activity. NCBI's taxonomy places the organism in Eukaryota, Metazoa, Chordata, Ascidiacea, Stolidobranchia, Styelidae. The record is from RefSeq and is a predicted model, not a curated record.
ACCAGUAAAUGUAUCCAUUCUAAUUUGAAAUAAUUUUAUAGUUUACAGUCAGUCAUUUAGAACUUAAUAUAUCAUACAGAUUAACUUGGGUUUCAUUAUAUAGUUCAUAGGAUUUAAUAUUGUUUAGUUCCAACAGUCUGGUAAAAGUCAUUAGUUGGUCUGGUCAUGUCUGAAGAUGAAAUGAGAAAUAUUGACAUAUAGCAUUCAAUAAUACUGUCAAUGUAAUUAUUAAAUUAUCAAAAUUAUUCAGAUAAUGAAUAGCAUCAUGUGUUUUAUAUUGGGCAGCUAGCUUUAGUUACAAUAUAUAUUGUAUUUUAACUUUGAUGAAGCUUACUGGUAUUUGUCUCGCUAGGAUGGGAACAACUCUCAGUAGACUAGGUCUGACUUUUUAACAGUGUUUUAGAUUUGUAUAUUCAUGUUUUGAGUCGCUGAAACCAUGUUUCAGGAGAAGUUUUUAUUGGAGUAUUGUUACCAUGAUGAUAAAAAUGACAAUCAAUGCACACACAAGUAGGAAAUUGAGGAAUUGCUCUAAAAACUUUAAAUGAGGUUUAAAAACGUGAGACAUAAAAAGGCAAUCUCAUAUUGCGACAUAGUUGCUCUAAAAUCUUUGAUUGAGUUUAAAAAAGUGAGACAUAAAAAAGGCAAUCCCAUAUUGUGACAUAGGUUAUAAAUUCAAAAAUAAAACAGAUUAUUCUAUAAGUAUCGUAUUUAUACUGGUAACUUUGUUACAGAGACUUCUGAGAAAAUGCUAAAGCUCUCUAUUGCUGUUUUGUGUUGAAAAUUUAUAUUAAUUUCACUAUUUUGUCUUUGUGUUAGCUGCUACGUUUACCAGUACAAUAUGAAAAAGCGUAAAUUCGUCACAAGGAGAUGUACGAUCAAAAUACAAAUUUUAUUUGCAACAAUUUUUAUAUUUUCUAUUAUUCAUUUCCAGUAUAUGAGCACAAUUGAUCAUGAAAAUCUAGAAAAAUUGUAUACAAUUCCUGACAAUUUGAUGAUGAAACAUUCUUCAAAAGGAGAUAAAAGAAAUAAAAUGAUUCAAACAAAUAAUAGAAAAUUUGAUAGCGGAACUACUCUGCAAAAUCCUGAAGGAAUAGAUUGCCAACCUAGACGAGGUGUUGUUUUUUUGAAGACUCAUAAAACAGGAAGCACAACUAUGACAAACAUAUUUCUUCGAUUUGCUGAAAAACAUAAACUUGCGGUUGGUUUGCCUCCAUUAAAAAAAUGGGAGCUUGGUGGUUAUCCUGGAUUUUUCAAUAAAAAAUUAGUUGAUCCACAAUUAAAGCAAUAUGAAAUGCUUUGCCAUCAUUUCAGAAUGGACACUGAAGUGGUGUCACAAAUAGUACCUGCUGAUACCUUGUAUAUUACCAUUCUAAGAGAUCCAGCAAAUGCGUUUGAAUCCGGAUUUUCUUUUUUCCGAGAUGGUCCUUUUUCAACAUGGAUGCCAAAUUAUGAAAAUGAAGAUGCUUUGGAACAAUUUAUUGAAUCUCCAAAGCAUUUUUACAAUAAAUCAACACCUUGGUAUUUUCGAGCGAAAAAUUACCAAAGUUUUGAUUUAGGUUUUGAUAAUGACAGAGAAGAUGAAGAUUAUAUCAAAUAUGUUCGUUAUAAAAUGGAUGAUUUGUUCAAUCUCGUUUUAAUAACUGAAAAAUUUGAAGAAUCACUUAUUUUACUCAAAGAUUCGCUCUGCAUGGAAAGUUUGGAAGAUAUUCUGCAUAUAAGACUCAAAGUUCGACAAAAUAGUAUGCGAAGAAAAUCUAAUGAUAAAUUGAAAAGACAAAUGAGAGAAUGGAACAAAAUAGAUACAAUGAUUUACGAUUAUUUCUUGAAUCGUUUGAAUGAAAAGAUUCAAGGUUAUGGUAUACAAAGAAUGACCAACGAAGUUGAGCAGUUGAAGAAAAUGUUACAAGAAAUUGAAGAGAAAUGCGUAUUGGAAUAUGAUCAUGAUGAUUUAAGAAGUUGGAUCAGUAGAAUCAGAAUAAAAAAGGAUUCCGGUGAAUUCUGUGACAAAUUAUCAUGGGGAGAGGUGAGAUUUGGUGAUUUCAUUCGUACAAAUCAACGAAAAUAUUUGAAUAUUGUUGUGGAGGAACAAAUACCAGCAGACAAUAUGAGAAGAAUGUUAGAAGAAGAACAAAAUAAAAUUUUAAAUGUUUAAUUUUUUCACUGUUGCCAGAAUUUUUGCAAAAGAACACCAAGGAGAUGCGGAAAGUAUUCACUCCUCGCUUGCCAAUUAUCUUCUGUGAAUUUUUGUGUUAUUCACUGUGUUUUACAAUUGCAAAUAUAUUAUUUAUGUCAAUA